CUAGCUUGACGCAGCGGAGGACCAAACGGAGGCAGAGCGGAUCAAUUUGGAGCUACGGCGGUUGAUCGGGAUUAUGCGGCGACACUGAUUGCUGCAUCGGCUGAACACACCGUUUCCUCAUCGAGUCCAUCAGCUGUGACGUCACCUCAGUCUCCAGGUGUUAGUCUGUCCCCGGCCUAUAUGCAGCCUGCCCAGGGCCCGGCCUAAUUCCUGGUGCUCCUUCUCUCCCACCACCUCCUCCCUCCUUUCCCUACCCUCCUCCCCCCUGCCCCCUCCCUCCAUCCUAAUCCUCCCCCAAACCUCAGCCUGGUGUCUCCCAUAGACUCCCAGCAUUUACCCCGGACUGGCAGCCUGACUGGCUGCCCCCCUACAGGUGGAUGAAUGAAGACCCCAUUCAAGAGUCCAGCAGCCCCACGGCCCCGAGCAGACGGGGGACAUUCGGGUGUUUCUGCAAACAUGAUGAAGAAAAAGAACACACACAAGAAACAGAAAACUAGUGUUGGUCCCAGUAAGACUCUGGCUCAGCCCAGAAGGAACAUAGUGGGCUGCAGGAUCCAGCACAUCUGGAAGGAAGGCAGUAAGUCAUCCCAGUGGAAGGGGACGGUCCUGGACCAGGUUCCUGUUAACCCCUCCCUCUACCUGAUCAAAUAUGAUGGCUUCGACUGCAUCUACGGCUUGGAGCUGUACAGCGAUGAGCGGGUGGUGGGGCUCGAAGUCAUGCCUGACAGAGUGGCUCCGGCCCGUGUGAGCGACUCAAUGCUAGCAGAGACAAUGAUCGGGAAAGCGGUGGAGCACAUGUUUGAGACGGAGGACGGGCCGAAGGAGGAGUGGAGGGGGAUGGUGCUGGCUCGAGCUCCUAUCAUGACGUCCUGGUUCUACAUCACCUACGAGAAGGACCCGGUGCUCUACAUGUACCAGCUGCUCGACGACUACAAGGAGGGAGACCUGCGCAUCAUGCCCGACUCCAACGACAGCGCUACAGCAGAGCGGGAGCCUGGUGAGGUGGUCGACAGUCUGGUGGGUAAACAGGUGGAGUACGCCAAAGAGGACGGCGGGAAGCGGUCGGGAAUGGUCAUCCACCAGGUGGAGGCCAAGCCUUCAGUCUACUUCAUCAAGUUUGACGACGACUUCCACAUUUACGUCUACGACCUGGUGAAGACCUCCUAAGACCUGAAAAAAACAGGUCGGAAAAAGACUCGCUGAGAGCUGCCCAGACCCAGUGACAACAACCCCCCUCUACACCCGGAGAAGAACUACAGCUGAGGUUUGAAUCACCCUGAUAGGCUCUGAGAUCUAUGUGGACGCCUGACUCAGAGGUUACAUCCCUCUACUCUUCAGUUCAUGAAACGCCUUAAAAUCAACAAGAAUCUAGAUUAAAGAAACCCAGAUUUGACACCACGACCAGCUUCAAAGAAGACUUCCUGAGGUGUUUCAGUCAUCAUCCAUCUUUCAUCGUUUCUGUCUGGAUUUUCUCACCUGACACCUGCUGACACGCUCAAACAACAAGAAGACCAGCGAUUUGGGGUCAUUUGGAGUAACUGAAAGCCUGGAUUCGGUUUUGGAAGAUUUGUGGUAAAAGUUAACCUAAAACUUGUCAAAAAAAUUGGGUUUAGUUUGAAACCUGGAGUCCUGACAUCAAGAGAUCUGCGACUGCACAAUUUGGACUAAACAUAACGGUCUCCUGUCCCAAAAGUGAUCUGUUUCAGAGCCAAGUCUGCUCUGAAAUCAUCUGAAAGACCUCCUCUCCCCUUUCCUGAGACCCUGUCAGACCGUUUGAGACCUCCGUUUCCAGACGAGGGAGGUGAAUGGGUCUGUGUCUGCCGGGUUAAUGAAGGGAUGGGACUCCAGGACUACAGGGCUCCUGCAAGGCAUUUACAGAAGGUUCAAAUGGACACAAAGAAGGAACUCUUGUCCAAUCAGAGAGCAUCUUCUUGACCUCGCCUUCCUUAAAGCCUGAAGGAUAAAGCAGACAAACCAGAGGAUGCAGACUCUUUCUUUUUCAUUCUUUAAUCAUUUGUAUCUUUUUUAUGUUGCUCUUGAUUCCUACAUUACCCAUAAUGACUUGGGGAUGAGCUGUUUGGCUGCAUCGGUUGUCCCAGAGGAGUUUGGUAGCAUUGUAAGCUUUCCCCUUAAAACACACAAAGCACUCAUGGUUGCCGCCUAGAUUCAGUUUGAGCUGUGAAGCUGAAGAUACAAAAGGCCAGGGCUGUCAUGAUAUCAGAACGUUCACUUCAGUUUCACCCUUAGGAGGCAUGUUUUAUGAAUAUUGGUUCUAAAUACCAGCAGAAAUUGUCAUACCUGCCGAUACCAGUAUUUUACUCUUUAAGCUAAUAUCUGCCGAUAUCAUACCCAUAAUAUCAUGCAUCCCAGCUCGUCAUCAUUGGUGAGCAGAGUGAAUAAAAUAUUUGGAUGCAUGGUCUUUUUGGGCUUCCAUACAUAUUUGCAUUAGAGUUCUCUAUAGCCUUGGUUCUCAGCUGGUUGAUCAGGACCUAAAAAUGGGUUGGAAAGCCACUGAUGUGCUUUUAUUUUGAAGGAUGUGUCUCCAUCUCUUUGUUCUGCCCAUCUUUUUCCAUUUAAAGUCAAAACAGCCCCAUUUUUCCAUUAAAAACCUUUAGUUAUGGUUGAAAAAUGUAAGAAAGUUGGGUUCUUAUUUGUUAUUGAUGGGUGAUGGGUCCUGACAGGGUCAACCGAUUAUCAUUCUGACUGAUUAUUGAGACCACUAUUUGGCAAUUGGCUGAUUAUUCGUAUCAGCGAUUUAUUUUACCAAUAAUCGAUAAACUGAAUUAAUUAAAACGUGCUCUACUUUGGUUCCACUGCAAAGCAUGUCCCCCCUCUUGCUUUAUUUUCACUUUGACUGUCUCACCAAAUGUCCUUUAUGUAACACAGUCUGAUUGGCUGACUGUCAUAUGUGUACCAGUCAAUCAGCACUAAAGCCUGGGUAGUACUGACACAGUUAGUAUAUGGAUUCACUUCCUGUUUCCUGCUGUUACAGUGCUGCUCUGUGCCUUUUCUUGUGCUGUUAGAGGAGGAGCUAAAUUGUUGAUUUUCCUUCAUUUUUUUGACCAUGACAUUUGACUUUUUCAACACGAAGUGUGUUUUGUAUGUCAUAAUCAAUGCAUAUUAAGUCCAAAUAUGGGUUAUCGACCCCGUGAACUUCUAAUAAUCUGUAUCAAAAAAAACAACAUUGGUCCUUUCACUAAACCAGUUGAGAACCACCACUGUUUACCAUUUUUACUCUCUAUUAAGUUCCAUAAAUUGGUUAGAAAUGUUGAUCCAUCUCAGAGUAAAGACUCAAGCAACAUUUUCUCACUUUGUCUUGGGAAGUUUCCCUAAUUAUCUGAAAUUUACUUAACUGGCUUCUCUGACUCCGUAUCAAUCCCUCAAACAACCAUGUAAUCAGUUUAAAAGUUGAAUUAAACAGGAAACGAUCCAGCACACUGGCACGACUGUAAACAUGCUCCUGCUCCUGAUUGAGGCAACCUUGAGCACUGUGUGGUUAGUCCGACCUUGAUUCUGCUCCAGCACAGAUGUGCUUUGUUACAGAGUGAACCUCCUGAUGCUGAGGUGAAAUCAUUGGAUUUAAAUGUUUUUAUGUGUUUUUUAGUCCUUCCCCCUCUGCUGCUGUUCAAUCAACAUUCUGUAUAGUUCUUUUUUUGUUUAUAUAUGUUUAUACCAGCUGGAAAACUUUUCCUCUUUGUAUAUUAUCUUAUAUUUUUUUUAGUUCAUCUCUUUUUAUUCUGUGGAUACUGUAUAUAACCCAGGUAGCUGUCAGAAACUGUUUGCUGGUUUAAAAACUGAAAUUUCUGCCAAAUUUACUGAAGAUUUAAUCCUUGCUGCAGCUCAGCUCAGUGCGAUUGUUGUGUAGGAUUAUUUUCUGUUCAUAAGCUGUUUGCUGAAUGACAAAUUUCUUCUUUUCUUUCUGGAAAUGAUUCUUUUUUUCACUUUCAGUUUGGUUUCUCUUCCUGAAAACGCCUCCUUCGCCCAGCUUUUUUAAACUGGGGAGGCUGGAAAAUACUUGUCAUGCAUUUUCACACACCUGUACUCUUAAAUGUAGCUCCCCCACUACAGUAGGUGUAGGCAUCACUACCAGUGACAUUAACGUUAGCAUAAAUAGCCAUGUUGCCUGAUUCACAUCUCAUGUGCCUGAAGGGACUCAGAGACCUUAAGCAAAACCUUUGAAGAGGGUUCAAGUUUCCAAACCAGAUGGUUUCAGUUGCCAAAACUGUUCAAAAUUUAGAAAAGUUUCUAGUAUUGGCUCUGGGGUGUUGGCUCCAGAUCACUUCAUUAAAACUGUGAAAAUUAGUUCUUAUUAAAGAGUCACAAAAUUAUCUCACCGUCAUUUGAGAUCCUGAAACAUGUCCAUCAUAGGUUUUUGUCAGUCCUUGGUAGGACUGAACAAUAUUUACUAUUUCUACUCUGAUGGCGAUGUCACAAUGCAAGGAUGUGCGAUAGUCAGGUGACCUGGUGCAUGUCAUGCAACCCCAUCUGAGCUUUUGGAUUUGAGCCAAAAUCGCACACUUUCAGGGCACAGAUGGCCUAGAGUAGUGACCAUCAACUGGUGGCCCGGGGGCCACAUCGGGCCCCCCACAACUUCCCAUCCAGCCCCCAGAAGAUUAUUAAAUUCAGAAAAUGUAAUAUUUAAGAUUCUGAGAAUCUACACUAAAGAUGUUUCUUCUAUGUGUUUUUGGCCAAUCAUGACACCAUAUUAGUAUCAAACUCAGUAAUGGACAUCAUGAGGAGUCCAAAAAUAUGUAGUUAAAAAUUUCAGUCGCCCCCUUGUGUUUGGCUGCAGUAUAGGUGACAAGGGUGGAUCUCAAAAGGCUAAAAGUUCAGUUAGAGAGCAUAAUAUUUUUUACGAGAACAUGUUAAUCAGACCAAAAUAUUUAUUUAACUGUAGUUGAUUUAAAUGUCUGGCCCCCACGGCAUCUGUUAAGAAAAAUCUGGCCCUUGUGCAAAUGGAGUUGAUGACCCCUGGCCUAGAGGUUGGGUCACAGCGCGGGUUCAAGUCCGGCCUUUGGCUCUUUCACUGCAUGUCAUUGCCCACUCUCUCCUCCCUGGUUCCAGCUCUAUCCACUGUCCUGUCUCUCAAAGAAAAGAAAGACCAAAAAUAAAUCUAGAAAAAAGGAUAAUAAUCGCUAACUUUCUGUGACAAACAGAGAAGAGAGCUCUGAGCAGUGGAGUCUCUCUCUCCUGACGUCAGGCAGCAGGCGACCCGCGUCCUCAUCCUGACUCUUCAGGCACACCCUGAGUUACACGAGAUGAGUGGAUUCCUGCUAUGAAUGGCACCUUGUCUUGGCGAUCGCUAACCACUGUCGGGACGCGCAGAUUGUUAUUUUAGCAUUCAUUUAACUGUCAGGUACUCUCAUGGGCCUGGUCAUGUUGGCUAAAGUAACUUUGAAUAUCAUUAGACAUGGCUGAUGACAUUCAAGAAACACAAUGGUGAGUUUAUUUGUAGGGUUGAUGAAAAAACAAGUCGAUUUGUCCACAUGCUCUGUCUCUUCUUAUCCUCAUCCUUCGUCUGUGGCAGAGCCGCCGUUAGACUUCUGCACAGAAAUGGCAGAAAGACUCAAUAAGAGAAAAAUGUGGAGCUUUAGAUGUAGUACUUCAUUUAUCCUGUUCUAUUUUAGUUAUUCAGUCAAAAAGCAUCAAUCUACUGUACAUCAUAGAGAGAAAAAUGAUUGCAGUGUCUGAUUUUUCCAAUAUGGUUCAGACCUACUCCUACAUUUUUAUCCUAGAACAUUUAGAGUCCAGAAUAUGAAGGUUAAGUGAAGAAUACAUGAAAUGUCUGCAUGGACCUCUUAGAUUUUGACCCCAAGCAGAUCUCAGUGGGAUUUUAACAUUUUGUGCCAUACUUGGAAGACUUCCGUGGGAUUCUAGCAAAGGUUCUAGAGACUCUUAUUUGAUUCUCAACACACCAUAAGAACCCAAAAAACAUAAUUAUACAGGAUGCACAUGUAUGACUUUUUUAUGAAAGACAGGUUGGGGUUGGUAUUUCUAAUAACACCAAGAGAUUUGUAAAGAGCUCUGUAAUCCCAUCUUGGAAUCUCGAGUCUUAUUCUAAGUGAGAGAAAUAGAUGAGUGAUCAGCUUUUAGUCAGACUAAUUAUUGCUAUACAAUCAUUUUCAUAAAUACCCUUCUUCAGGUGUGGUUCUGAGGCGCAUAAUAUCUUGUUUGGACUUUGGUUGUCUUUCUAGAGCUUUGGAUUUCUUUUACCUGUUUUUUUUAAAGUCCUUGAUACAAGCAAAGAAGAUUCAAGCCCCCCAGGAUGGAAAAAGUAACACAAGUUUUAUCAUUUUAAAAUAGUUUAAAUCCAAAAUGUAGCCCUAAUUACAGAAACCUUUGUAUGAAGUGUUUGAUGAAGAUUUUGUUGUUUUCUACUUACUGCUGUGGCGCUCUUAGAUACUCUCUGACUAAUCAGCCGUGUCUUGAAGUCGUAUUUUAGUAUCCAAGCCUUGAACCUUGCCAGAGAGGAUACCAAAAAAAGGACCAAGUCCCUUUUGGAAAAUAAAAAAAUACAGGUCAAGCUGAGCCAUUACCACAGAGUGGAAAAGCACCAUAAGAAAUCUCUGGACCUGAAACUGACUCCAUGAUCUUAAAAUUACAUGCUUUUUGUAGAUAUCACAGAAUUAAUAUUUAUUGGCGAGUCUCAUCGCUUCUGCACCUCUGUAGUCUUAGUUUAAACACUCAGAGCCAAACUGGAGAGCUGCUUUUCUUUCAGUAUCUUAAAUCUUAGUGAGCCCUCUUCCUCUGAGCCUGUUUUUGUUUUAUUUCCAUCUGAUGUAAAGCUCGUCACCGUAAAACUCAGCUGGUGGUGAUUGGUUAAUCUCACAUUUCUAAUAUACCUGGAUGUUUCAGGAGCAUUACCCAUGAUGCACCGGGCUCCAGGCUGAUUCCAUUUAGACUCCAGGGUGGUUGUUGUUUGGGGGGGGGCCAAAACUUCAGUCUGGGUGGAUCCUCAGCCUCCCUGUUCAGGAGCCGACAUGCUGUUGGUACUUAACAGAGAAACAUUGAUCUGUGAGAGAGAGAGAGUGAGUGUUGUCGAUCAGCCUACGUUCAGAACAGUGUUGUUUUUGCAUGCCUAUAUUCUAGCUCAGUGUAAAUCGAUGUGAGUUGCAUGUCUGUGUAGUUUUCAGUUGUUCGGCUGACUUCUGUCUGUUGUGGCUUUGGGUGCCUUUUGUUUCAUUUCUGUUUUAUUUAGACGUUUAUUUUCCUGUUAUUUUGUACCGUGUGUCCCAGAGGCUGAUGUGUGUUUUUGGGGUUCUUGAGGAAAAUAAAAAAAAAAAAAAAAAGAAAAUGAAGACAAAGAAUAUCCUCCUGUAAACAGAUCUGACAGCAGUUAUUAUGAUGACGGGUGUGACGUCUGUUUUUGGGUGGAUUGUCCCUUUAAAGAGUGCCAACUACAGAUGCCAUUGUUGUACAGCAGUGAAAAUCUCACACUAUUUACUAAAAUAAACCAUUUCUCUGUUUUUUCA
Messenger RNA from Cheilinus undulatus (humphead wrasse), 7472 nucleotides. It is a transcript of the gene spinb, whose product is annotated as spindlin b. NCBI's taxonomy places the organism in Eukaryota, Metazoa, Chordata, Actinopteri, Labriformes, Labridae. Bases 382 to 1167 code for a protein of 261 amino acids. The record is from RefSeq and is a predicted model, not a curated record. The transcript is spliced from 7 exons. Gene Ontology annotation, biological process: gamete generation.